Diatraea saccharalis (sugarcane borer) is the source of this 1865-nucleotide messenger RNA. Lineage: Eukaryota; Metazoa; Arthropoda; Insecta; Lepidoptera; Crambidae. The record is from the annotation of a GenBank genome assembly.
AGCUCCUUGUUAACAAUCCAAUUUGAACUUUGAGGUGUAGUGCAAAGGCUUCCGAUUAACCAAAACAGAUCUACUAACAAUUGACAGCAAAUUUCUGCACGUGUCAAAUUCAGCACAUCAUUACCGUUUUAAAUGUGAAAGAGUGAAGAGAAUUCAAUAGAAAUGUGUAAUAAGAAAACGGAAGAAUGCAAAUAUCAAGAAAAAACCGAUGGUCAAGCUGACGAAAUUAAAAGUUUUGGAUGGGGUAUACGACACCUUCAGAUGGCCUGUAUGACUCUCACUAUGGUGUGCCUCAUCAUAGCCCGAGCCAGCAUGGGCAUAGCGGUGCUGGCAAUGUCUGACACUGACCAAAAAAAUAAUACAAGUAUAGAAGUGUACGAUUGGGACAAAAAAACUCAAAGUUUAAUCUUGUCAUCUUUCUUCUGGGGCUAUGUUGUGAUGCAAAUACCUUCAGGUGUUCUGGCGAAAAGGUUCGGUGGAAAACCGAUUCUGUUCAUGGCUUUAUUAUCAAAUGCACUAGUAUGUCUUUCAGUGCCAACAUUAGCUGCAUGGGGUGGAUGGAUUUUAGUAUGUGCGGCUAGAGUUACCAUGGGACUUACUCAAGCGUGCCUAUUUUCCUCCACACAGACAUUGUUAGGACAGUGGCUCCCAGCCAAUGAAAGAACCAAUUAUACUGGUAUUGUAUAUGGUGGGAUACAAUGUGGCACCAUCAUUGCAAUGCCUUUGUCUGGCUACCUCGCUGAGACUUCUUUGGGGUGGAAGCUUAUAUUUUACGUGACAUCUGGUAUCUUACUUGUUAACUUGGCAAUUUGGCACUUCCUGGGCGCUAGUUGUCCAAGGAAACAUCGGUGGAUAAGUGAAAAAGAGAAACAAUAUAUUGAAGCUGGUCUUAAUGUUUCGGCGUCCAAACUGCCAACGCCUUGGAAGCAUAUUUUACGAUCGAAACCAGUAUGGGCUAUCCUCGCGCCGCAAUGUGGAUUUCUAAUAAGUUUCGUAUUUUUCUUUGUAGAUAUGCCAACAUACUUAGAAAAGGGGUUAGGAAUAUCUUUGAAGAAUAGUGCUUUACUUGCAGCCUUGCCUUAUAUUGGCAUGUGGUUUGGGAAUAACUUCUCUUCCUAUUUAUCUGAGAAAAUCUACAACAGAGGCUUGUUAAACUUGACUGCUUGCAGAAAAGUAUUCCAAUCUAUAUCUUUGUUUGGCAUUGCCAUUGCGCUAGUGGUGCUUUCUUUCUUGGGUCCUGAUCAAAAGUUAUUCGCUGUAGCAACAUUGAUUGCUUGUUUAACUAUGCACGGAUUUAGCACAGCGGGUUUCGUUGUAAACCAAUUGGAUCUGUCCCCGAAUUAUGCCGGUGUUAUAAUGUGUAUUCUAAAUUUCAUCGCCAAUUGUGGUUGUUCCCUCACACCGAUAGUAACUAGUGUCAUAUUACGAAAUGAUUCGACUGACAUUAGUCGGUGGCGCAUAGUAUUCUUGAUUAUGGCAGGUCUUUGUGCUAUCGCCAACGUCAUCUACCUUAUCUUAGGGUCUAGUGAUAGGCAGCCCUGGGAUAAUCCAAAUUACGCCGAGAAAAAAAUAGCUGACCCAGGUUAUUGUUUUAUAUUCUUUUUUUGUUUUUAUGGAUGUUUAUUCAUGUCUUUUUUCAUUUUUCACAGAAACAUUAAAUGAUUUUGAUGAAAGAAAUAUUAUGUUAUGAAUGUCGAUCAGAAAUGUUGAUAAAUGAUAAUGAUAAUAAAUGUUUUAUUGCGUAAUAUUAUAUUACUAUUUUCAGAGGAAUUAAAACCAGUACUGAAGAAUACAAAUCAACAAGAAGAAGAUAAAUUUGGAGAGAAGAUGAACUGAAAUGUAUAUUUAUAACUUAAUGCACAAAC